This is a messenger RNA of Linum tenue, 1645 nucleotides long. Lineage: Eukaryota; Viridiplantae; Streptophyta; Magnoliopsida; Malpighiales; Linaceae. The record is from the annotation of a GenBank genome assembly.
CGUGCCCACCUCCACCGCCGCUUCUGUUUGCUGGAAGAUACUAAACGACAAACAUGAUAUACAUUGAAGAAUUUGACUAUUGAGAUUGUGUGUUUGUGAAUUCAGAAUUGUGAGUGCUACCGUGCUAGCUUGCUGCUUACAACCCAGAAGGUUGGUUUUACUGUAUUCUAUAGAAGGGGGGGUUGAGUCGGUGGGUUUCAGAGGGAGAGAGAGAGCGAGCAAGAUCUUGAGUUGGUUGCUGAAGGAAGCUCGCUCGCUCGUCUGCAUCGAUGGCUUCUAAACUUGUGUUGAUCAUCGUCUUCAUCUUUGAUCUCAUUGCCUUCGGCCUCGCUGUAGCUGCUGAGCAGAGGCGAACCACUGCUAAAAUCACAGCAGAUCAAGAGAAGGACUACAACUACUGUGUAUAUGACUCUGACAUCGCAACCGGUUUUGGCGUGGGAGCAUUCUUGUUCCUUUUGGCCAGCCAAGUCCUGAUAAUGGUAGCAAGCAAAUGUUUCUGCUGUGGGAGGGCCAUGAACCCUAGUGGCUCCAGGGCCUGUGCAGUCAUGCUCUUCCUAAUCUGCUGGUUGUUCUUCCUUGUGGCGGAGGCCUGCUUGCUGGCGGGUUCGGUGAGGAACGCCUACCACACCAAGUACAGGAGCAACAGGGCUAUCUUUGGUGCCGACCCACCGACUUGCCAGACCCUGAGGAAGGGAGUUUUCGCGGCUGGAGCAGCUUUCACCCUGUUCACAGCCAUCGUCUCCGAGUUCUACUAUGUUUCAUACUCCAAGGCCAGAGGUGGUGGCUCCAACCAGUAUGGCAGAGAAACUGGAGUUGGGAUGGGUACCUACAAAUGAGUCUAGCCUUUAAAUAUAUACUGUUUACAUAUAUGACUGCUUCCACAGACUUGUGAUAUGGGCUUUCAGAUUGAAUUGAUAUGUGUAUCAGAACGCUCUUGAUGUAGUUGUUGGUAGGUUGUGUAUUUUUAAGUCUCAUGUUCAUGAUUUGUUUCUCCUCCAUGGCCAUGUCCACAAUUCUUUCUGGUCUGUGUUGUAGUAAUUUGCAAAUAACUGAUGAGUUUGUGUUCUUCUGCAAAUGCCUUUCUUCCUUUAGCAAGUGUUUUCUCGUGAGCGUGCUGGUGGUGGGGAAAGCUGGAACUAUGAUGAGAAACUGAUGUUUCACCAACUUAGGAUUGCAUUUUUGGGGGCGGAGGCCUGUUUGCUGGCGGGUUCAGUGAAGAACGCACAGAGGACCAAAUACAGGUUCUUGUACAUGGCGGGAGAUCCUCACUGCGAGACUCUGAGAUCUGGGGUUUUCCAGAGUGGAGCGAUUCUGAUUAUGAUCUCCAGCUUCGCUUCUAAGACGAACGUCUGGUGGUCGGAGACGGAGGAAGGCGCCGGUGCCGGCGAUGGCUGCGGCGGCGACUUGGGAGCCUAUACUCCGCUCUAAACUCCAACCGGCGUACAGUUUCUAUACGGUGUCGUUUUUUUCACAUGUGGUCGUCCAGCUGUAUCCUAUGAAUAAGUAGUGAAGCGCACGUUCCCCAUUAAGAAAUUAUUAAAAUGACGCCGUUCCGUGUUGACUCCUUAAUUGGGUUUCACGUUUGAAUUAGUUACUUACCUUUUGUAUGGGCCUCACGUUAUAUUUAACAAUAAAUUAACUCAGG